UGUGAUGUCGACUCAAUUGUGCUUUUCUUUUUCUUUUCUCUGCAGGCCCAUAAUUUGGACUCGGCCAAAGCGAUCAAUGCCUACUUUGAAGAUCCGACCCCUCCAGUGCAGUACGAGGCACAAGCCUACUAUGAGAACCAGAAUGUGCCGUGUACGUUUCCUACGUUUCCCGCCAACCGCCCCGUUCGAUGAGGGGUAAGCUGACGACGAUCGUGUUAGCCUUCAAAAUAGAGCAUACAGAUCCGGUUCAGGGCCCGAGUUAUGCAGCUCCUUCACGGCCUCCUUCGAGAAUAAAUAUGCAUGAUGCUGGCCAGCCGCUGCAAGGUCCGGAUACGGCAGACAAGGGGAAUCCUGAAAAGGGAUUGUCACUAGCGGAGCAGGAAGAACGUGAACUGCAGCAGGCUAUGGCCAUGUCACUGAACCAGGAAAUCGGGCCCCAAGAGACCGGCGUCACAUCAGUCAAUCCAGCCACGUUUGGGAAAGCUACUCGCGAUUACUACGAGGAGAAUGCUUGGGCGAUGACAUUGAUUGACUCCAGCGCGAGAGAGAUCAUCAUCAGUCCGGAUCCUGAAGAUCGCAAGCGAACAGACGAUCAUCCCGUGUUCAUUCGCCCAUCUCAGGACAGCCCAUAUCUAGGCGGAUUGGUGACGAUCCUCCAUUCGAUUCCCCUGGCUCGCGAAUCCCUUCUGUUGAGAAGCCAUCUUCUUCCCAAUUAUGGCCAGGACUCGCAAUGGUGGAACGGACAAUCCAUCAACCUGCCCAAGGUGGUGACGAUGCAGAGCGCACAAGAUAACGACAUGGAGUGGGAUGACAUCCUAUAUGAGACUCAGAGACUGAUGGCCUUCCUGGACGGGACGAACCGCGCGUUCGGAAGUAGCGAUGCUUUGGUUUCCCUCAAGGCAAUCUCGGAUAGCUAUGGAUCAGAAGGUGGCAUUGGCCGAUUCCUGGAAGCCUGGCAAGGUGCAGCGGUUCGAGCAACCCCGGACAACCCAUUGGCUGCCACGUUUCUCUCACGCGCUUUCAAAAGACCGCUGGCGGAAAGCACCGAGCCCAUUGCCAAAGAGUUUUACACUCUGGACCCCUUUGUGGACCGGUCACACGGCCAGACGUUAUAUGAUGUCCUGGACCGAGCGGUGUGGUCAGAUCGACCUGGCGAACAGCUCGACGAUGUGUGGUUGGAACAUGUUGCUGAUGUUCUGACGAUCAAACUAGAGACCUCUGACAAUUUAGCAAACUCUGUCGAUGUCAAGAUCCCGUCCAUCUUCUACCCCGAUCGUUACCUUGAAACAAACAAGGAGCUUGCCCGUGCCUUUCGUCAAGAGAGGCUUCAGGCGAUGCAAGAGAUAACAGGUCUCGAGACUAUGAUCAGUCGGUUUACGAUGACGAGCCAACUCAUUUAUACUGGCCUCGAAAAAAAGGAUAUCUUACAGAAAUCUGCGGAAGCUGCUCCUGUGGCCAUGGCUAAUAAUAUGGCUGAUAGCGCCAGUCAGGAGCAAACUAGCCCUGAAGAGACAACUCCAAAGUCUGAUCGACUAGUUCAAGAAUUGAAAGACGCAGCUCAAAGGAUCGAAACGAAGCUAAAUGAACUUAUACUUAGCCGAGCGGGCGCUCUGGAAGACCUUCGGAAGUACACCAAGAUUCUGACUGAGCCGUCCGAGUCCGAGGCACAAUCUCCCCAGCACAGAUAUACCUUACGAGGCGUGUGUACUCAGCCUCACAUCACCUAUGUACUACGACGCCAGGCUUCCCCUGAUGCCGAAGAUUCGGCGAUGACUGAUACGAAGCCUCAAGAUGAAUGGCAAUGGUGGAGAAUCAGUUUUUCAACUGAUGAUGGAAAGACACAGCAAGCAAAGAAGACUCAAAGCGGUAAUACCCCCGCUGCUCCGACGAAUUCAGACGUGGUCGGGUAUACGGCUUCCAAAGUUCGCGAGAUCGAAGUCUUGCGUGCGGCUCGCGAGGAGUCCAAGAGCGUCAUGCUUGUCUACGCUACCAGCAACGCAGUGGAUGCGCCAGUGGAGGCCCUUCCAUCUCAACUUCAGGUACCCAAUUCCUGAACGUUAGCUAAGAGAAGAGGAAUGUUAACGACGUUUCUUAGAAAUUCGUGAGUCAGGAUAACGAACUUUUCGAUGCGGAAUUCCAUCCGGCACAAGAUAUCCCAAUUGCGAACGAGGAAUAUAUGGAGGGCCAGAUACCCUUAAUCACAGGACAGACUGGUAUGUCGAUUUUCUUUCCUUCCUUAUUUCUUUUCUUUUUCUUGGCCUUUUUUUCUCCUCUACACAUCAUACACAACGUUCCCCCCCCCAAUGAUCCAAGUUGAAACUCGCCCACCAACCAACACCACGCUACAGCCACGGAUGAGAUCGGUCAGAGUGUUAAUGUGUUCGACUAUGAAGUAUCCUCCUUUGGAGAAGAUCCGGCUCCCCGCGAGGAGAUGAAAGAACGAGGCGGCCCG
Molecule: messenger RNA, 2452 nt
Organism: Penicilliopsis zonata CBS 506.65
Lineage: Eukaryota; Fungi; Ascomycota; Eurotiomycetes; Eurotiales; Aspergillaceae
Exons: 4
Coding region: 297-2054 (585 amino acids)
Biological process (GO): protein deubiquitination
Cellular component (GO): nucleus; cytosol
Source: RefSeq, a predicted model, not a curated record